Messenger RNA from Coccomyxa subellipsoidea C-169, 2456 nucleotides. Its product is annotated as Rh-like protein/ammonium transporter. The record is from RefSeq and is a predicted model, not a curated record. Gene Ontology annotation, biological process: ammonium homeostasis; ammonium transmembrane transport. Gene Ontology annotation, molecular function: ammonium channel activity. Gene Ontology annotation, cellular component: membrane. The transcript is spliced from 14 exons. The coding region runs from base 174 to 1781 and encodes 535 amino acids. Lineage: Eukaryota; Viridiplantae; Chlorophyta; Trebouxiophyceae; Coccomyxaceae.
CGUCAAAGUGUUCCUUCCUGCGCAACCCAUCCUGCUAUCCUUCAAUUCAUUGGGUCGCACCUUGCAGUUGUGUGACGUGGUUUGUACGAGACUUUCGGCGGCACAAGCGUCAAGUUGUGACUCUGACCUAGCGACAGGUUGCGGCGGCCUCUUCAGCCAGGUCAUUCGUCAUCAUGGCGUUCAACGCGACAGAUUUCUUGACAUCCGAGGAGUUCACCACGACCGUCACAAAGAGCAUCCAGGACGAGACUUUCGGCUGGAUUCCCAACAUCAACGCUGCUUUCGUGCUGACUGAUGGAUACUUCGUCUUCAUCAUGCAGCUUGGCUUUGCCAUGCUCACUGCCGGCUCGGUGCGCGCCAAGAGCGCCAAGUCGGUGUGCAUCAAGAACGUGAUGGAUGUGAUGUUUGGGGGCGUUGCUUACUACCUGCUGGGAUGGGCCUUUGCUUAUGGAGACAAGCAGGAGUGCGAUGCUGACGCUGUGUGCUCGAGUGUGGGCAACCCAUUCAUCGGCACAGAGCAGUUUGCCAUGGCCGGCACUCCCUCAACCUCCUUUCACACAUUCUACUUCCAGUAUGUGUUUGCCAUUUCCACAGCCACGAUUGUGUCCGGAGCCAUUGCAGAGCGAAUCCAGUUCAUAGCCUACGCCUUCUACGCCUUCUUCAUCUGCGCCUGGGUCUACCCCGUGCUGUCCCACUGGUGCUGGACUGCCUCUGGCUUUGCAUCCCCCACCAGGCUGGCCAGCCUCGGCCCCCUCCUCUUAGGCUCCGGCGUCUAUGAUACCGUCGGCUCAGGUGCUGUGCACAUGAUGGGGGGCGUUGCCGGGCUGGCAGGCGCGUGGGUUGCCGGCCCGCGCCUUGGCCGCUUCAACCCGACCACUGGAAAGCCGCAGCCCAUCCACGGCCACAACGCUGUCUACUACACCAUCGGAUACCUGCUGCUGGCGCUGGGCUUCUUCUGCUUCAACUCUGGCACCAUGGCUCAGAUCAUCGCUGUGGAUGGCACCAGCUUUAGCGGGGUGGUGGCUCGCUGCACAAUCAGCACCACAAUGGGCCUCUGCUUCGGUGGAAUCACCUCUGUACUUGUCUACCUGGCAUACUCCAAGUACACCACCGGCCACGCCGUCUGGGACUUGUUCUCAGCCGGCAACGGGUCCCUGAUGGGGACGAUUGUGAUCACCAGCGGCUGUGCAACGUUCGCUCCCUGGGCCUCAGCCGUCGGUGGCAUAGUUGGCGGUCUCAUGUACCUGCCUUCCUCCCUCUUCACGCUCCACGUCAUGAAGAUUGACGACCCAGUUGACGCCUUUGUGGUUCACGGCGUCGGUGGUGCUGCUGGUGUAAUCUUCUACGCCCUCUUCGCUGAGAAGGACCUGGUGACCGAGCUCUAUGGUCUCCUGCCGGACGGCAGCCAGCGCCACUGGGGAUGCUUCAUGGGAGACAAUGGCACUGUGCUGGCGGCCAACCUGAUAUGGGUCCUGCUUAUUGCUGGCUGGACCCUGGGCAUGAUGGUCCCCUUCUUCUACAUCCUCAAGCUCGCCGGCCUGCUGCGCCUGAGCCCCCAGGACGAGGAGGAUGGCCCCGACGCGAGUCACCACGGCGGCUCGGCCUACCCGGGCCUGGAGGAUGCUUAUGGCGACUAUGAGUCAUCCGCCAAGAACGGCAACGCCUACAAGGCCGUGGAGAACGGCAAGGGCGGCUCCCUCAACAACAAGAUCGCCAGCCUGGAGUCUGAGCUGGCGACCCUGUCAGCUAGAGUGAAGAAGAUGGAUGCUGUGGAAGCCUGAGCCCAGCUGCCACUGGCAACACAAUGACUAAAAAACUAAAAUGCGCAAGUCUAUUUUCCUUCAAGUGCCUUUACACAAAUUUAUGAUGAGGUGUGAAGUAUGACAAGUAAAGGUUGCAUGCCGCCGUGAAGGCCCCCUAUGUGGCUUCCCAGGCCGUGCCAUUUCAAGUGGUGUAUUAGAGCUAACCAACACUGACAUGGGAGUUUCUACCCCUGAAAUUUGUCCCGGCAUGAAGUCUGCAUUUGAAGGCCACUUUGGGACCCUACUUUUAUUAUUUCUUCAUUUGAUCACUGUCGGCGUCAGCCCUCGUAGGUAUUGAAUUUGCCUGCAUCUGCUGAGCAAAGGUAUUUCCAAUAUUUAUAUUCAUGUCAAUGCGAUGAAUAGGACAGCUGUACUAAAGCAGGCGAUUCUUGGAUGGGGUCAAGAAUUGUGCUGAGUCGUUGGGGUAUGGUGCAUGUGCUUACAUGCAGAGCGCCUGUUGGCCACUCGGUGGGUUAAGGCCCCUGCUCAAGGCAACAUGGAUAUCUAUAGAUUGCAAAGCUGUGGCUUUGAAUGUAAAAGAGACUGUUGCUGUUUGCAAAUGGAACUUGGAGGGGUAGGCUCACAUGUCUAUACGUGUAUGUCAGUAGCUGCCGUCUGCAGAAUCUGACAGAUGUAAUAGUUUUCUUUUAUUAC